AUGAGUGUCCGCAGCCUGCAGCCCGACCAUGAUUGCUAUGAGCUGUCAGGGACCAGCACCAACGACACAGACGAGCAGGAUCUCGACCUUCCUUUUUACAUAAAGUCCUACGCCUCCAAUGACGACCUCCAAGCCCAUUUACUCACCGGAAACGCCCUGCUGGCCAGUGCUAAACCUGACCACUAUCGACUACCUUCGUUAGCUCCAACAUGGCUGCGCAAGCAAUAUCUCCUCAGACGAAUGCGCACGAAGCGCUUUACUCGCCGGUGUUCAUGCUCUCCGAGAUCCUUUGCUCGGAAGUUUGCCUUGUUUUGUUAUACUUUCAUCACGACUAUUGUCGUCAUUGUACUGGUGGGAGGCGUUUUCUUCCCAGGCUACACGCACUUGCCAGCCCAUUAUAAAGUCUUGAAGCAACAGGUGCUGGCCUCUGACGAUCCGGGACGUGCAAACCUGCAGGGCCAGAAGGUCUUUAUUGCAGCCAGCCUAUCUGACAAGGAAGGGAAGCUGUUCUCGGGCGAUUGGGCUAGGAAUGUCCUGGAAUUGAUUCAACUUCUGGGUCCUGACAAUGCCUUCUUGUCGAUAUACGUCAAUGACUCUGGCCCAGAAUCGAAGCGGACCUUGGAAGAAUUCGAGCGUCAUGUUCCUUGCGAGCACGAUUUGGUCUUUGAGGAUCAUCUGGAUUGGAGUCAACUCGAGCAUGUAACGCUUCCGGGCGGUUCCCAGCGUGUGAAGCGCAUUGAAUACCUGUCCGAAGUUCGCAACCGAGCCUUGCUCCCCCUUGACAAGUCUACCACCGUAUUCGAUAAGCUCCUCUACCUGAACGACGUCUACUUUCGCCCACUAGACGCUGCACAACUUCUCUUCUCGACCCAUACAAUUGCCGAAGGCCGAGCGGAUUAUCGGGCAGCAUGUGCGGUGGAUUUCAUCAAUCCUUUCAAGUUUUACGACACCUAUGCCACCAGGGAUAUGGAAGGUUAUGGUAUGGGUCUGCCGUUCUUCCCUUGGUUUUCCGCCAAUGGUGAUGAGCAGAGUCAUCAGGAUGUCUUGGACGGCACAGAUGCUGUCCGAGUCAAAAGCUGCUGGGGUGGCAUGGUAGCAUUCGAUGCUGCAUUCUUCCAGAGCCAGCCCGGCUCGGAGCACAUCAUGACUGCUGGGAACCAGAGCCCGAGUAAUGUUAGUGCGCCGUACCGAUUUCGGGCCGAGAAGGACACUUUUUGGGAUGCAUCGGAAUGUUGUCUAAUCCAGGCAGAUAUCCAAAAUCCCGAGCACGGGAAGUCGGGUAUCUACAUGAACCCAUUUGUUCGGGUCGCAUAUGACACCAAGACGCUGUCCUGGUUGGCAUUUACGCGGCGGUUUGAACGACUAUAUACUCCAAUCCACUGGCUUUUAGAUUUCAUCACCAACACACCACGCCAUAACCCACGACAACAUGAGGAGCCCUGGCAGCCAGUUGUGGAAACAGUCUGGCUUCCAGAUAGCAGUCUAGAGCAAGGUGGUUCUUUCCAAGAAAUACCCAGGCUUGCCACGCAUGCGGGAUUCUGUGGCCGGCGAGGGCUUGCAGUGAUGAAAGAAAACGUUGAUAUUGUUGAAGGUGAACAUAACUGGGAGAAGAUCUCAGUACCUUCUUGA
This is a messenger RNA of Exophiala spinifera, 1629 nucleotides long. RefSeq lists its product as uncharacterized. The transcript has a single exon. Bases 1 to 1629 code for a protein of 542 amino acids. The record is from RefSeq and is a predicted model, not a curated record. Lineage: Eukaryota; Fungi; Ascomycota; Eurotiomycetes; Chaetothyriales; Herpotrichiellaceae.